Molecule: messenger RNA, 4363 nt
Organism: Colossoma macropomum (tambaqui)
Lineage: Eukaryota; Metazoa; Chordata; Actinopteri; Characiformes; Serrasalmidae
Gene: mbtd1
Product: mbt domain containing 1
Exons: 17
Coding region: 179-2293 (704 amino acids)
Biological process (GO): regulation of DNA-templated transcription
Cellular component (GO): nucleus
Molecular function (GO): zinc ion binding
Source: RefSeq, a predicted model, not a curated record
GAAGCGCAUGCGCACUUAUUCAAUAACAAUUGUUGAUAAUCAGCUGGAGUUAAGUAUUUUAUUUUGUUUUUUAUUUUGUUUGUGCUUUCUGCGAAAUAUUCCACACCGAAGCCCCGAGUUCUGGGGUACUGAAAUACAGCGUAACUAGCAUUAGGUGACGAUCUUACAUGAAGGGCUAAUGGAAGACGCUCGGGAUUUGGCGGAGCGCAGUUCGCGCCCGGAGCGCAAGAGGAGAGACUCGUUCGGGAUGUUUGAUGGCUAUGAGAGCAGCGAGGAGUCGAGCAGCAGCUCCAGCUCAGAGGACAGUGAGGAUGAAGUGCGCAGCAUCCCUGCCAGCCUGCCCAUCAUCAAGAACAAUGGCCAGGUGUACACCUACCCAGAUGGAAAGGCUGGGAUGGCGACGUGUGAGAUGUGCGGGAUGGUUGGAGUACGAGAUGCUUUCUACUCAAAAACAAAGAGGUUCUGUAGUGUGUCCUGCUCCAGAAGCUACUCCUCCAAUUCUAAAAAAGCCAGUAUACUGGCAAGACUUCAGGGUAAACCACCAACGAAAAAGGCAAAGGUCUUACAAAAACAGCCUCUAAUGGCAAAGUUGGCAGCUUAUGCACAGUAUCAAGCAAAUCAGCAGAGCCAAUCUAAAUCAAAAUCAGUGGUUCCUGUUGAGGGCUUUGACUGGGGUCAAUACAUUUGUAGCAAUAACCUGGUCGGAGCGCCAGUAAGCUGUUUUAAGCAUGUACCCAUGGGUACUUUUUGGGGUGACAUCACUGAGGGUGUGAGGGUAGAGGUCCUCAAUUCUGACACACACCUCUCUACCAAAGUUUACUGGAUAGCAGGGAUUGUUAAAUUGGCAGGUUUUAAAGCACUUCUACGAUAUGAGGGAUUUGAUAACGACUCGAGCCAUGACUUCUGGUGUAAUCUCUGUAUACCAGAAGUCCAUCCUGUUGGAUGGUGUGCCUCAAAUGGAAAACCCCUGGUACCUCCCAAAUCAAUCCAACAUAAGUGCUCUAACUGGAAAGCAUUUCUUGUGAAGCGACUCACUGGAGCCAAAACUCUCCCACCUGAUUUUGCUACUAAGGUUCAGGAGAGCAUGCAGUACCCAUUUAAGAAGCUAAUGCGAGUAGAGGUGGUUGAUAAGACUCACCUCUGCCGGACACGUGUGGCCCUGGUGGAGCAGGUGAUCGGCGGUCGUUUGCGACUGGUCUAUGAGGAGAGCCAGGACGGCACAGAUGACUUCUGGUGUCACAUGUACAGCCCACUCAUCCAUUCUAUUGGCUGGUCGAGGAGUAUUGGACAUCGCUUCAAAAGAUCUGAUGUGUCAAAGAAAAUAGAAGGCCUGGCAGAUGCCCCCUCACAGUUAUUUAUGAAGGUGAAGGAUGUGGACCAGAGUGGGGAAUGGUAUAAAGAUGGCAUGAAGUUGGAGGCAAUAGACCCUCUUAAUCUUUCAGCUAUAUGUGUUGCUACUGUAAGAAAGGUGUUAGCAGAUGGUUACCUCAUGAUUGGGAUCGAUGGCUCAGAGGCAGCAGAUGGGUCCGAUUGGUUCUGCUAUCACUCCACCUCUCCUUCCAUCUUCCCUGUAGGAUUCUGUGAAAUCAACCACAUUGAGCUCACACCCCCGAGAGGGUACAACAAACUGCCAUUCAAAUGGUUUGACUACCUCAGAGAAACAGGUUCAAUAGCAGCCCCUGUGAAGCUCUUUAACCAUGAGGUCCCAAAUCAUGGCUUCCGUGAAGGGAUGAAGCUGGAGGCAGUAGACCUGAUGGAGCCACGCUUGGUGUGUGUUGCCACUGUGACCAGGAUCAUUCACAGACUCCUGCGCAUCCACUUUGAUGGCUGGGAAGAUGAAUAUGACCAGUGGGUGGACUGUGAGUCUCCUGACCUUUAUCCAGUGGGCUGGUGUCAACUCACUGGCUACCAGCUACAACCACCUGCUGCACAAACCACAAGAGAAACACCUCCUAAUGUGACAAAGCAGAAAAAGAAAGCUCAGCAGUACAAAGGACAAAAGAAAAAGAGGAAGAUUCCAGUUGGGAGGAGGCCGGUCGGGUUUGGUGGGUCUCUGAGGAGGAGCAGUUUCUCAGACGAUGAAGAGCAGACUCGACCCCAUUACGUGCCACACCCAUCUGGGUCCAGGCGACCUCUCACCUCAGGUGUGGGGCGUGAUUGCUCUCUCAACUCAGAGGCCUCGCUGCAGCUAAAGGAGGAGACUCCAGAGGUGGACGAGUUCACUUUCUCGCAGGGCAUCUCGGACCAAGAGAGCAACGGCUCUGGCAGUUAUUACAUCAAACAAGAUCCAUGAGCCCCGGCCCUGAUGGAGCCUUACCUCACUGCCAACAGCACUGGAAGAGCCCAUUCAGAGCGAUGCACACAGGACCUGGGAGAACAGGGUCACUUUUUUCCUCUUCCACACCAGGUCUUUUUCUUUUCAGGUAAGAAAAGCUGACGAAAAGACAGUUCAGUAACAGUUUUGCAAGAUCGAUAUAAUGGGGAUUUUCUUUGGAAUGAGGAUAUUCUUGAUUUCCUGACUUUGAUCAAUUUGCCAGAUGGACUUUUUCCUCAGUGUUCAUUGUACUUGAAGUUUAUUUUUAUUAUUUUUUGUUAUUUUUGUUUUGUUUUUUCUUGUAACAUUUUCAGUAACAUUUUCAAGACCAUGUGUCUCAUGCGCUGAUUUAUUUCAAAAGCCCUUUUAUUUGGAUGGGUGUGCAUUCUAUAAGAGCAGUAAAAAUCUAUAUUGAUCUAUAUUGAUAAAGUAUAACCAUAUAUCUAUGACAUAUUAACUAAAUAGUAGAAUAGUGGAGCAAGGGUUAAUAUUACAUAUUGGUCAUAAACUUUCCUGGUAAGAAGAGGUAUAGCCUAAUGGAAAACACUGUCACAUUUUGCACUACAGGGAUGUAAAAUUUAAAUGUGUAUCAGCCUGUGAAAAUGUUGAAGUUACAGCUUUAUCGUAGUAAGUGGCAAACGUACAAGAUGUAUAGUGGCUGAAAACUACAAAAUUGAGAGAGGGAAUAUUUGCUCUACUCAGCAUUAUGAUAUGCAAGAUCAUUUGUUUGAUAUGAAGCCAAUGCUGAUUAUGUAUUAAUCUCCUGGAGCCAUUUUUUAUAAUCUGGUUUAAGUAUUCAAUGAGCCACAGAAUAAAGCAUAAGUAAAUUACAUGAUUACCAACAAAACACUACCUUGCCAUUAUGUUUGAUAAAGUAGCACAGCAGAGGAACUUUGGAAUGAGACUUCUGAUCAUGCUGUUUUUGUAUAAUGUGAGAUUUGAGUUAAUCUCUGAUCAUUAUGAUGCCAGUUUACCAGCCUCUCUGCUUGUGUACCAAACCAAUGAGCGAUUAAGCCUAUCCUGAGAGCAAUCAUCAGUCUGAUGUAUUUUAACCAUAACAUUCAUUCCAGAAUAAAGGUUUUUACUACCUCUUAAAUCAGUUUUAAAUAUACAUAGGUUAAGGGUUCUUGUGUAAUCGAGUUGGUUUUGUUGGUUCUCUAACUAUACCUUAUUACAAUAGAUAGUUUUCACGUACCAUUGGAAGGACUAUAAUUCACCAUAUGCAAAAUAAGAGUUAAUAAGUUCACAUGCACUUGGGCAAACCAUAUAUUACACUUUACAAGUUACCAAACAUUUAUAUUUGUAACAUAGCAUGUUAUUGACAGAGUCCUUAAAAUGAAAGAAAAGAUAUGCAAUAAUACAGUAAUUCUAUGUUUUACGAUGUCUUAUUCUUAAAACAAAAAAAAAGACACAACACAUAAAUAUAUGCUUACAUUCUAUAGAUCUAAAUCAGAUAUUCUUACAAUAUAUUGCAAAACUGUGACAAUUUUAUAGAAGCUAGACUUGAGCUUUCCCUGUUAUGGCAUAUGUUGAGUGUAUACAACCUAACUGUUAUAUAGAAAACAACCAAUAUUGUUUGCAUAGUGAUUUAUCAUAAUAUAAUUAUAAUCUCUAUCUAGUACCAGUAAGGCUGUUGGUGAAUUCUCAGGAAAUCUUGCAUUUCAUUGGCUUUUUAUUUGGAGUCUUUUGCUUUGUUAUAUUAUUGAAUCAAGUUUUCUUCAUAUUGACGAUUGAUGUGAAUAUCUUUUUUUUCUAUAUUUACUUUCACUUGCAGUACCUCAUGGAAUAAUGCAGAACUCAGAAGCUAAUCAGAUUUUUUUUAGUCUGUACUUAUCAUAAAUCCCUAUUACUCGAGUCCUGAAAGACCAAAGCACUGCAUAGUUGGAUGUUUUUUCCUGCUCUCUUACACCUGAUUUAGGUCAUGAAGGCCUUGAAUCAUGUGGAAUGUGGAAAUCUCCAAAGUGUGCAGUAACCUGGACUUUCUUGAACACUGAUGAAUAACUGAUAUGGACCCAUUUACACCUCACUGUUAUGUAGAGUUUAAAAGGA